UUUCAAACCUCUUUCAUUCUCAGUCACCUCAGCCAGAAAUUUCCUGCUUCAGAACUGAAGAACAUUGUGUGAUCUUCUGGAUAUUGGAAGAGAUCCGCUGGGCCAGGAGGGCAGGGUCACCACCGACACCGGAGUGUAAGACAUAGCUGAGGCGCUUAUUCACGAAUUUCAUCAGAUGUCACCUAAGCAAUCGCCCCAACCUCCUCGGCUUCCUCCUCCUCCGCCGGCCCCGGCACCCCAGAAACAGACUUUUAAAAGCCAUUCAACUAUCAUCUAUCUACUCAGCCCUUUUUGCUUAAGGUGACCAGGUGGUUUUACCUUGGACCUCCAGCAAGAACUACAAAGAAGAAAGGAGUCUGAAGAGUCAGUCAAGUUUUCUGUCUAGUCCAAGUAACACCCCUGUCUUAACCACUAGCAGGAGAAAUGAAGCACAUUAUCAAUCUAUAUGAAAACAUCAAUGAUACAGCAAGAAAUAAUUCAGACUGCCCUCCUCUGGCUUUGCCAGAAGAGAUAUUUUUCACAAUAUCCAUCAUCGGGGUUUUGGAAAAUCUGAUGGUCCUUCUGGCUGUGAUCAAGAAUAAGAAUCUCCAGUCACCUAUGUACUUUUUCAUUUGUAGCUUGGCCAUUUCUGAUAUGUUGGGCAGCCUAUAUAAGAUCCUGGAAAAUGUCCUGAUCAUGUUCAGAAACAUGGGUUAUCUUAAGCCUCGUGGCAAUUUUGAAACCACAGCAGAUGACAUCAUCGACUCCCUGUUCAUCCUCUCCCUCCUUGGCUCCAUUUUCAGCCUGUCUGUGAUAGCUGCUGACCGCUACCUCACAAUCUUCCAUGCUCUACAGUACCACAGUCUUGUGACUAUGCGCCGUGCCAUUGUUGUCCUGAUGGUCAUCUGGACGAGCUGCAUAGUCAGUGCCAUUACUAUGGUGAUCUUCUCCCAUCACAUCCCGACAGUGAUCACCUUCACAUCGCUGUUUCCUCUGAUGUUGAUCUUUAUCCUGUGCCUGUAUGUGCACAUGUUCUUGCUUGCCCGUUCCCAUGCCAGGAAGAUCUUGACCAUUCCCAGAGCCAACAUGAAAGGGGCCAUCACACUGACCAUCCUACUUGGGGUCUUCAUUUUCUGUUGGGCCCCCUUUGUCCUUCAUAUCCUGUUAAUGACGUUUUGCCCAAAUAACCCUUACUGUGCCUGCUAUAUGUCCCUCUUCCAGGUGAAUGGCAUGUUGAUCAUGUGCAAUGCAGUCAUUGACCCCUUUAUAUAUGCCUUUCGGAGCCCAGAGCUCAGGGAUGCAUUUAAAAAGAUGAUCAUCUGUAACAAGUACUGGUAGAAUUAUUGGUCCCUGAUUUUAGGAGGCAUGGAGAUGAUAUUGUCAACUGACAGAAUAACAUGACAUACCAACAAAUGCUAAUGCUUCCCAAUUGUCCUUUCUUUCCCUAAUGUGUAUGAGGAUUAGUGUUUGUAAUAGCUUGUCCUAUGUACCUCUUGCUGUAGUUACAACUUUUAGAACUAGAGAGAUAAAAUAAUAUACUAAAAAGAAGUAUAGAAUACAAAACACAGAUAGCAAUACAAAUUUGAGAGCUUUGCACUAAGGUAAAAACUUGUUCUUCUAUAGAUCUAUCAAGCUUGUUUCUGGGGUGGCUUUUCCAGCCUGGAGACCAUUAGAAUUAAUUUCUAGAAAUUCCUCCACCCCUCACUGCCUUUCAUUUGUUACAUUUAAUCUGAGAAACAAAAUCAAGAAGGCUAUUCUAGUAGUGUAUAAAGCAAAAAUAAAGGCUAAGUACCAAGUUAGAGACAUUUCAAUUCUAGGUCCUUAACUAUAUUCAAACCAGUUCAAGGUCUUUAAUACUAAUAAUUACUGGAAAAAAAUGUGGUUCCCUAACUCUACCUUCAUAUGUAUUUCAAACAAAAACACUAUCAAACCUCACAUAUUUGAGUUAAGAAAGAUCAACAAGGCUCAGGUUUUUCCCAUGAUGAUCACUUCAAUUCUUUUAUCAAAAUACCACAAAUUAAAACUGAUUUGUUGAUGCCA
Suricata suricatta (meerkat) is the source of this 2019-nucleotide messenger RNA. RefSeq names its product melanocortin 2 receptor (gene MC2R). The transcript is spliced from 3 exons. Gene Ontology annotation, biological process: G protein-coupled receptor signaling pathway. The record is from RefSeq and is a predicted model, not a curated record. Lineage: Eukaryota; Metazoa; Chordata; Mammalia; Carnivora; Herpestidae. Gene Ontology annotation, molecular function: corticotropin receptor activity. The coding region runs from base 424 to 1317 and encodes 297 amino acids. Gene Ontology annotation, cellular component: membrane.